AUGGCCGCCCGUCCGGCCACGGACCGCCAACAACCGCGUCGCGCAAGCCCGUCCGUCCCGACUACGCCAAUUCCAAUCAUGGAUCAAGAGCAGGAACCACUCUCCCAGGUCACCCUGCCCUCCACUGAAGGCCCUGGCUCGCCUAUCGAUCCCAGCGCCUCCUUCAAGACCGAGGUCAACGACGACAGGCCAUCCGCAAUAGUCAUUCCUUCCUCCCUUACCCCGCCUCCCUCAUCGCAGCUCGGUGUCGCAGCCAAUCGACGCACAACCGCAUUCUCCCAAUCGCAGCAGACGGUCCCAGUCUCUCCGCCCGCCACGAUACUCAAUAACCUGCGCGACCGCGAUAUCAACGUCUCCUCCGUCUACACCGCGCCCUCCCCGGACCAGAUUCGCGAUGCUUCGUCCGACCAACUGCGCGAAAUGCUGCAAACAUGCAUCAUCGACAACCAAAAAUUCAAAAUGGAGGCCGCGCAUCACAAGCUGCAAUAUAAUCUACUCAGCAUGCAGGCCGACGAGGAGUCUAAGCGCGCUGCUGUCGAACAUGACAUGGUUCGCCGUCAAGUUGAUGUUCUUUGCCUGCCAGAGCACUCCAGGCACGUCAAGCGCGACUUCGGCUCGCCUUCGGAUGCCAUGACUACCAAGUACUUGGAGCUCAAGGCAUCCAACGAAGCGAGCUUGGAUGAAAUUGAAAACUUGCAAACGCGCCUGCACGCCGCUAAGAAAGUCAUCAGGCGAAUGCAAGAAGAGAACAUACAUCUCACUGACGAGCGUGAUGUGCUUCUCAACCGCAUACGUGACAAUAGAGUGCGCUUUAAAGGGCUGUACAGCCGCCACGGUUUCCCCCACGAUGCACCUGAUCCACAACAAAGCUCCCACCCAGCGCAGUCGCGCCAUACUGCGCGCACGCACGGCACCGAGAACCAGCAUGGUCUGUCGAUGAUUCUCCAGGCUAUCAGCCAUGACGAUCCGAACAACAGUGCCCCCUCGACGCCUGCCCAACCAGCUCGCCUCACAUCUCGCCAGAGCCGCAGACACAGCCGCAACGCCCAGUCUAUGUCGUCUCUCCCUACCACACCCCUGAACCAUCCCCGCGGUGCGCACUCUGGCCUGCUCCCAUCUGCCGACCUGGUGCCACAGACGGAGCCGCGCAUGAUGUACUCACAAAAACGAUUUGAGCCCGUCACACCAGAUACACAUCCUGGUCAGAGGAGCCGCGAGAGUACCAUCUCUGCCGACGACAGCGAUGAUGCCGCUGCCGCCAGGAGAGCAUCCGGUCACCGCGCCAACGUGUCCAUGCGCAGCGAGCGAAGUGGUAUGGUCGAAGAUCGAGACGUCUUUGGCAGCCAAGCUAGUCAGGCUGCCACGGAUCUCCUCCGCCGUCAUCCAGGACAUAGCUUUGACAUGGCGAGUUCUGGGGACUCGCGGGACGGCAGCCCCAACCGGCUCCCGAUCAAGCCAGUUGUCCCCAAGCCCCGCUCCAGACUACCAGAUUUCAGUCGUUCAGAAAAGCGACGGCUCUCCGGGUCUGAUGCCGAGACGGCGGCGGCCAAGUCACGGCGUGAACAGGGCAGCCCGGCGAAAAAGGCCCGUACCGGGGCGGACGCUGACGGGAGGCGGGUGGGACUUGGCAUCCAGUACGAGUAA
Molecule: messenger RNA, 1644 nt
Organism: Cordyceps fumosorosea ARSEF 2679
Lineage: Eukaryota; Fungi; Ascomycota; Sordariomycetes; Hypocreales; Cordycipitaceae
Exons: 1
Coding region: 1-1644 (547 amino acids)
Source: RefSeq, a predicted model, not a curated record